Argiope bruennichi is the source of this 669-nucleotide messenger RNA. Its product is annotated as peptidyl-tRNA hydrolase 2, mitochondrial-like. The transcript is spliced from 5 exons. The coding region runs from base 68 to 544 and encodes 158 amino acids. NCBI's taxonomy places the organism in Eukaryota, Metazoa, Arthropoda, Arachnida, Araneae, Araneidae. Gene Ontology annotation, molecular function: peptidyl-tRNA hydrolase activity. The record is from RefSeq and is a predicted model, not a curated record. Gene Ontology annotation, cellular component: mitochondrion; cytosol.
AAUAUCAACAUUACAAAAAAAAUGCAAGGAAGUGAAAAGCUGUAUGAAAAUGUAAACAAAAAGUGACAUGGGCCUGUUUUCAUUUGGAGUUGGAUUCAUUUCUGGCUAUAUUUUUCGAAAUACAAAUGCUGGUUCACAGCUAGGAAAUAAACUGUUUGCCGCUUACAAGCUACUUAAAGGUGGAAAUGUGACAGAAUAUAAACUCGUUCUUGUUGUGAGGGAUGACUUAAAAAUGGGACAAGGAAAAAUUGCUGCCCAGUGCUCACAUGCAUCUGUCCUGGCAUACAAAAAUGCAUUGCUGCAUGAUCCUGAUGCUGCAAAUAUAUGGGAAGCUAUUGGUCAAGCAAAAGUUGUACUAAAAACCACUGGUGAAAGAAAUCUAUUAGAUUUAUAUGAAACUGCUAAAAAAUCUGGAAUCCCUGCUAGCCUUGUUUGUGACAGUGGCAGAACUGAAGUGUCCCCUGGUACCAAAACAGUUAUUGCCAUAGGACCUGGUUCAAGCACAGCUAUUAACAAAAUUACAGGCCAUCUAAAGUUGUUAUGAUUUUUAUAAAAUGUUUUAUAACUUGAUGAAAUUUUUAAAAAUAUAACUUGCCAUUGUAAGAGAAAAUGUUUCAAUCAUAAUCAUUUUUUUUAACAUUAGAUUUAUUAAACUGUGGUUUAAAAACC